Cladophialophora immunda is the source of this 1068-nucleotide messenger RNA. RefSeq lists its product as uncharacterized. The record is from RefSeq and is a predicted model, not a curated record. Lineage: Eukaryota; Fungi; Ascomycota; Eurotiomycetes; Chaetothyriales; Herpotrichiellaceae. Bases 1 to 1068 code for a protein of 355 amino acids. The transcript has a single exon.
AUGCGUACCCUCCUGCACUAUUUGACCACCCCCAAUCCAGAAGUUCGUCGAGAAGGUCUGCGGGCAGGCCCCAACACCUUCCCCGUUGGUGACUAUGACAUUGAGGGCGUUGAACCAUGGCUGGACUUUUCUUACGAAACCAUUAUGGAUUGCUUUGGAGAUAUUCUCACAACACCCGUGGACGACGACCUAUUUAAUGACCCGCCUCCGAUUGCGGCACACGAUCUGAACUUGACGGACGAAUCUUCUGUAACCUUCAUCCUGACCAAGCGUCACCACACAAUUAUCGAUUGCGCGCUACAAAUUGCCCAAGACCAACUAAAGGACCGCGGAUUCGGCUUUCCGAUUUCGUGGUCCCUUGGCUCACGAUCUCACGUUCAGGAAGAUCCUCGACUUCGACCAGACUGGGCCGUCACGAAUCAUUCCGGUAAGCCUCCGUACGAGGAUCUUGGGCCCGGAGAUACAAAGCAGUCAAAGAAAUGGAACACGAGCAUGAAAGACUCACGAGACGAACAUAUGCGAGAAGAAUUUGAAAAGGCGUUACGGCAAGUCCACCUGUACUCCAUACGGGUUAAUUGUCGAUCAUGCUUCCUAAUAUCUGAUCUUGAACUGGUCUGGCUACGCCGAAGGAAAUCCCCUGAGCCGGCACGACCUCUCUCCACCAGUAGACCAAGGCGCUUGGUUUCUCAAGAAAAUUCCCGACGCGUAACAUCUAUCACGUCCGUGCUUUCAGGAACGUCAAGCAUGUCGCUAGACUCGUCAGGAUCCCCUUACACCGAUGGCGGAAAUCCUGAUAUUAACGAGGGCCCGUUCGAGAUGUGCGUGGUGCCGUGGUCCAAUCAUGGUGUGGGAAAUUUGACAAUCAAUCUUGCCAUGUUUGCCGCUGCUUUGUGGGCGGCAACUGACAAUUCUGUCCGCGAAUCAUAUCCACCUUUGGCGUCUUGGGAGAGGAUAAGAGGACCGUCAGGGGAAAUACUCUAUCGUCAGGUUGGCUCGUUGAAAAUCGCCUCAACACUGCCACCUGAUGCGAUUCUCUCGCAACCUGAGCAAAUCUCUGAUGCCUUAUAA